Messenger RNA from Colletotrichum siamense, 3441 nucleotides. RefSeq lists its product as uncharacterized. NCBI's taxonomy places the organism in Eukaryota, Fungi, Ascomycota, Sordariomycetes, Glomerellales, Glomerellaceae. The transcript has 4 exons. The record is from RefSeq and is a predicted model, not a curated record. The coding region runs from base 1 to 3441 and encodes 1146 amino acids.
AUGACAGAGCCUGGGCGCAGCACGAGGCCCGGCGUCCUGCACGGGACCUCGGCGCCGUUGGACAACGCGCUGCGAACCGAACUGUACGCCGCCAUCGAGGCCAUUUACGCGGCGGGUGGGUCCGACACGUCCAGCAAGCCCGCCGCCAACGACCACCAUCAAGAUGAGCCUGAUGCUGCCUCCAGGCGGCUGUCCGAGGUUCUCAAGUUCUGGAGCUCGAGGAUCGAGGCGCGCAACCUGCUGCACCAGCGGGCCUUCUACCAUCUCCACCCGCCCGCGAACAUCCGGGACUUUGAGAGCUGGGUCUUGGCCCGGGACAUGUGCGCCGCGGAUGCCGCUCUUGUCGCCCGACUGCGCUGCGAGUGCCCCAAGGCCGGCUUCGAGGUUCUCCCCGUGGUCCUGGAAUACACCGGGACUGCGUGCCAGUACAACGCGUGGGUGUCCAAGGAGCAGUCCAACGGCCAUGCCUCGGAACCUCAAAUCGGAGAGGACGGGUUCUGGAAGACGUACCAGCACGUACGCCACACGCCGCACGUCUACCAGUCCAGGGGGUUCUCGGGAGCGAACCUUGCAGAGGAAAUUGACUGCAAGGAAGGCAACGUCCUCGACGAGAGGAACAUUGCGUGGGAGCGUGCCCGCCGCGGGCUGUUCUUCUGGCAAGGGCCCCAGGAGCAGAGGUAUUUCGAUGAAGAGCGCCAGGCUCGCGAGAACAACCCCAAGUGGUAUCAAAAGAUCGUCCCCGGGACGACUGCCGACCUCGGCAAGUACUUCGCACCUGCCAUCAUGAUCGUGCCCACGAGCACGCAACUGGAUCUUGUUGAUUUCGCGGAAAACCCGCAGCCCUACGCCAACGUCUGGUGGCACUUACUCAAACAGUGCGAGGCCCCGGUGAAGCGACAGGAGCAUUUCCAAGCCCUGGAGGCGCUGUGCGAUUACGUGUUCCCAAAGGAGAGCGAAGCACCGGCGGAAACCCGAAUUCUCGGCAUGAGGGUCAGCAACCGAGAAGAUUGGAUCAAGGCGCUGGAUCCUCUCAUCAUGGGCGACUUGAUUGUGGUCUCCCUGGUCUUCCGGGCCCAUUCACUCUUCGAGCGUCUCGCUGCUAACACGCCGGUGCACCCAACAAUCAAUUACGACUUGUUGUGUCAGAAUGCCGACAGGACGGGAUAUCCCGCGGCGAAAGCCCUCGGGGCGUUGCGCCGCUUCUUUCUCAAGAACGCCCACUUCUUACACGUUGCCGCCCCGAUGAACAAGAUGCCGGUAGACUUUCAGAAUGUCGAGGCCACCAACGUCGCCAAGGAGCUGAUCAACGAGGCCAUGACCUUGCUGAAGCCUCCAGUCACAGCGAACCACGGCCGCGUUAUCGCGGACUUUUUGAAGUUCUUUGAGAACUUUGACGACUGGCACAAAAUGGUCAACUCGGCCGUAUGUGGAUCUCGCGAGCUGCGGAAACAGGUACCCUUCAUCUUGGGUCUGCUGAACAGGCUGCUCGAUGUAGCAAAGCGGGAAAACCUUCCCCUUGAUCAGGUGAAGAUGUUCUACAACGAUUACAAAAUGCCCAUCAUCAGCGCUCCUCCAGGGUUGGUAAGCCAGCUCGUCAGCAACGUACUGAAAGACGACAGCACCGAGGCGCAAACCGCAAGACAGACGUGGUGCGAAGACGAGCCGUCGGCUGAGCUUCUCGAGGGUCAGAGCCAACCGCCCCCGACAAGCUUUACCUUGCUCGCCGGCCUGUUCAAGGGUCUCGACCGGCUCGACAUGACGUCUGAACUAUCUCACCUUGUCAUGUACAUUGUUCACCAUCAGGAAGAGAUCAAGCCGAUACACAUGGCUCCUCUGUGGCUGCCUUGUCUCAAAAGUCUUCACGAUCUCGUAGAUCCGAGUCCUGCAUUCCAGAAGCUCUUCCAGGCUAUUUUCGGUCUGUACCACAAGAUGGUGUUUGAUGACGCUUCCCUCCAGUUCGAGGACGCUCCUUCGUCCAUCACGCCGCUGCGGCCCUGCUGCGCCGACUGCAAAUACCUCGACGCCUACUUUGAACAGCCCAACUGGAAAAAGUUCCAUCUGGUGAAGCCAAAGAAGGUCAUUGACCAUAUUCAGGAGCAGCUCCGCCAGCAGAGGAAGCCCAUCGAGACGACAAUCUUUGGCAAAAACGAAAUGUCCAUCACGAUGCAGCUGAACAAGGUCUCUCUGGUGAACAAGGAGCUUGGCAAGAUUGAAGCGUUGCGCAGACAGGAGGCGUCCAGAACCGUGCGGCAGUUUGAACCGUCGAGGUUGCUGCCCUUCCUCGGCGACAAGGGAGACAUCAUGUGGAAACUGGGCGAUGCUGAUUCCGCGGAUCCCGUCCAGCGCACACCAGCGAGGCCAUCACUUACGUCCGCCAGCGGAUCUGGGCUUUCUCGGACCAGCUCGUCGUCAUCUGCGAAUACUUCCGUCUCCACGGCGACCCCUAGCAGGAGCGUUCGAGAGACGGCCGUCAAGAGAGAGCCAGGGGCAAGUGCUAGAACCACGGUCGGUGGCUUGGUUACACCAAAGACUGAACCGCGCAUCGAGCUCGCGCGCGUCAAGACUGAGCACACUCCCUCAAGCUCUUCGCAGCGCGGCCAAUCCAGAAGCAUUCGCGAUAUGUUCGCGUCAGUCAAGAAGGAGAAGACGCCGGGAAGCGCCCAGGCCAAGAGCGGGCUGUCUACGAGGGAUCGUCUCAAGAAUCUUCAACCGCCCCGACGAGAGCAGUCUACGCCCAAGUUUAACGACUACUCGAAACCGCCGAUGGGCUCCCUUGAUGAUGCGGGAGCGAGCAGCAGCUCCAAAGCGCCCGAGCCCAUCGUCAAACGGGACCCGCUCGCAUCGUUUGGCGGCGGCGGUACGCGGAACAGGGAGCCGGUGCGCAACGGGAUCCGGAAGAGCGGACUUGCGCGUGACACCAAAACGGCGCCACUGUUGAAGACGGUCAGCGGUUUCGCAAGCAGACACAACGCCAUCCCCGGCCUGUCAACGACCUCGCCCCUGAACACCACGCCCGGGUCGUCAGCAUCCACAUCGCGGGCGCCAGAUUUCAUGUCAGCGGUCCUGGACGCAGAAAAAGCCCGCAAGAAGCGGUCUUCCAAAUCGACGUGGGAGGUGAAGACGGCCGCCGGAAACGUGGUGAGCGCCGGAACGUCCUCGGCCAUGGCCAAGUCGCGGUUCGACGGCCUUGCUAAGGACAAGGAGAACACGACGCGCCGUACACAAUUUGGCACGUCAGCAGCCGGCCGGGCCGCAAAUGUCUUGUCUGCGCGCUCGCCCAACAUUGGCAGCUCUUCGGCAUCGACCGCGAGCAAGAGAAAGGCGGACGAUGAUCUCAUCGACCUCUGCGGCAGCAGCAGCCCCGAGCGCGCCAGCAAGCGCAAGAAGAGCGCUGCUACUUUUGACCCUUUUGAAGACGACGACCCCUUUGCGGAUAUGUAA